This is a messenger RNA of Gadus chalcogrammus (walleye pollock), 1097 nucleotides long. RefSeq lists its product as uncharacterized. Bases 97 to 1032 code for a protein of 311 amino acids. Lineage: Eukaryota; Metazoa; Chordata; Actinopteri; Gadiformes; Gadidae. Gene Ontology annotation, molecular function: nucleic acid binding. The transcript is spliced from 2 exons. The record is from RefSeq and is a predicted model, not a curated record.
AGUUUGCAUUUUACAUGGAUUGUUUCUAUUCUCACUUGACAUGUCAAUGAGGCCAUACAGUAAUGCAUAUGUUGAUUUUUUUUGUCCCUCAAAAGAAUGCAACGUCUUCCUCCCUCUGGGGGAAGAGGUAAGCUCCUUAAUCAUCAACAAGAGCUUGCCAUAGUAGAUAUGGUUGUUGCAAAUAACGCAAUUAAACUGCAUGAGAUUCAAAGCAGAAUUUUGGAGGACCAAGAGAUAUUUCACAAUAUCAAUAGCAUCAGCCUCGCAACCAUUACGCGGACAUUGUCCAAACACAGAGUGCGGAUGAAACAGCUCUACACUGUUCCCUUUGAGAGGAACAGUGAGCGAGUCAAGGUGCUACGACAACAAUAUGUCCAGAGAGUUAUGGAAUUGGAGGCCAACCAGGCCCCUCAUGAAUUCGUAUACGUGGAUGAGGCAGGAUUUAAUCUGGCCAAAAGGCGUCGACGUGGAAGAAAUGUCAUUGGAAAAAGGGCCACAGUUGAUGUUCCUGGACAGAGAGGGGCAAAUAUCACUAUGUGUGCGGCAAUUUCAAAUGCAGGAUCACUCCUCCACAAAUGUCAGGUUGGACCUUACAACACCGAGCGCCUCCUUGCUUUUCUCGAUGAUCUCCACCAGCGCCUGGUUCCAGAGCAGGAUCAGGAGGGUGAAAACAGGAGGACCUUCGUUAUCACCUGGGACAACGUGGCCUUCCAUCACUCACAAGCAGUUACAGCAUGGUUUGAGGUCCACCCAAGACUGAUUUGUCUAUUUCUUCCACCCUAUUCACCUUUCCUCAACCCCAUAGAGGAGUUAUUUUCUACAUGGAGGUGGAAAGUCUAUGACCAUCAGCCACAUGACCAGUUGUCCCUCCUUGAAGCCAUGGAUGCUGGCUGCAGGGACAUCACAGUUGAUGAUUGUCAAGGGUGGAUCAGGCAUUCCAAGCGGUUUUAUCCAAGGUGUAUCGCCUUGGAUAACAUCAGAUGCGAUGUGGAUGAAAACUUGUGGCCUAACCCUGAAGAUCGCAGGGAUUAGAUAAAGGAAUUUUGUGCUUUUUUUUAGUUCUCCCUUUUUACUGGGCUUUUUGCUGUUGCUUUUUU